UCAAGCCUGAAACUUUGUCACCUAGUUUCGUGACAUGGCCUGGGAACAUGGUGCUUCCGGGCGCCUGGGCCCUGCUGGUGCAAACCGUGGCGGCGGGCACCUGCCUCCUGGACGCCCGCGGCACGGCUUCGCUGCGCACGGUGCUGCGGGGCCUGGGCGUGGCGCCGGAGCCCAACCCCUGCAACACCUGGGGCGUGCUCUGCGAGGAGGUGCCGACCUGUGAGGUGCUGUACUUGAGCAUCCACGCCUCGGGACUCUCGGGGUUCAUUUCGGAGGCGGUGGGCGGCUUGACGGAGCUGCGGAAGUUGCACUUGAACGAUAACCAGCUGCACGGUCCUUUGCCGGUGUCGCUGGGGCGCCUCACCAAGUUGACGGUGCUGGACCUCUGCAACAACCGGCUGAUGGGCGAAAUCCCGGAGUCCUUGGGCCAGCUCGCGCAGGUGAAGCGGCUGUUUCUGUGCGAAAACCAGCUGAGCGGGCCGUUGCCCUCGUCGCUGGGAAAGCUGCGUUCCCUGGAAGUCCUGGUGCUCUAUGAGAACCGCCUCUCCGGGAGGAUCCCUGUGACUCUAAGACACCUGCCGCUGAUGGAGGCCCAGUUCUGGGGCAACCCGGAGCUGGAGCCCAGGAGGACCCAGCGCCCCUGGCUGAACUGCGGGCCGCUGGCCAAGGACCCGUGCAAGAUCUUCCUGUUUCUGGAUCCUGCAGAGUGCCUUCUUUGCGUGUCCCUCUCAUUGGCCUUCGCGCUACUGGGGGCCUGGCUUCUGAAGACUUGGCAACAAAAGGCCGCCCAAACCCCGCCUCACGCGCCCGUGGGCGCGCGUCAGCUGGCGGCGGCAGCGCUGCGCCCCACGAGGUGGUACCAGCAUCUUGUCCUGGUGCUGGCCGUGGUUUCCCAUGUCUUUGCGCCGCUGUGCAUUGCGUGGAUUGUACACCCGGAGCUGGUGGUUCUAUUCCUUGCUGGCAAGGCGCUUCUGCGAAACAGCAGCAGCAAUGCGCUCAGCUUCUUUCCGAUUGGGCUCAGCGUCGGCAGCAGGUCCUACCACUCCUUGCUGUCCGAGCUGCUGGAAGUCUUGCUUCCCUUCGCCUCCUUUGCGGGUGCGAUGGUGGCGCUGAAUUUCGUGGACCCACAAACAAUGUUGCGAGUUCUUAUGAGGGAGGACCAGCAGGUGAUAGUCAACAUAUUGGCCGACCAGAUGACUGUGGGCAUCUUCAUGGCCUGCGUGUGCUCUGCCACGGUGCUUUACUCGCUGGUCCUUUGCGCCCUUCUGAUUUGCGCGGAUCGGAUCGCCCAGCCUGGCCCUUCGCCAUUGGACUCGGAUCGCCUGGCCUUAGCCUUGGCCAGGAUCACUGCGCAGGAGUCGUGGGUGCAGCAGGACAUCGCGGCGGAGGUGAGGAAUGCGCAAGAGCCCAGAGCUGGUCCUGUGGAGAUUGAGCUGGUGCCUGGUACGAGCUUCACGGCGGAGCCCGUGUCCUCUUGGGAGGUCCGUGCGGAAAACUUGGGGAAGAGGCGGUUGCUGAUCCACUGGGAUGGCAGGUCGUGCCAAGUGCAGAUGCUCACGCCGGGCCAAAUCUACCAGGACAUGGGGGUGAUCGUGGCAACAUCCUUCACGGACCUCUUUGUGGCAAAGCAAUUUUUGGAAGGCCACCACGUUUGGUUUGCCUUUCUCACAUUGGCCACGUCUUGGUGUUCAAUGCUGCUGGAGUUGCAGACCUGGAGGAACCUGAGGGAGGAGCUGCGCAAGAGCGUGGCGCAGGGCUUCUACACGGACCGAAUGGUCGCUCUGCGCGACUCCGAGCGGGGCUGCGAAGGCUUCAUUGAUCUGGCGCUGAAGGUGUACGGCAUGCCGUAUGGUGUGGACUCCAACCCGGACUUUAUCGGCUUUCUCUUCAUCAUUCUGAUGGGCCUCCGGGGUCUGGUUCUCAUGCUGCGGACCCGCGACCAGCUGGCGGGCUACUGAGCCCUGAGCUGAGCGAGCCGACGCCGAGCGCGAGGACUGGUUGCGCGUCGACAUACGACACAGAACGAGCAGUUGACCCCGUUCUGAAGGACCAAAGUGGCGAACUCCCGCCUAUUCAGCAAAGCGCGCACGGUGUCAUGCUGGAGGUGAUCAUGAAUUGACCCCCGAGCGGAGAUUCGGGACAACGAGUGCGGCUGCCAUCGGCUCAGCGCAGGUGGCGGGAAGAACAGCCCCCCUAGUCUUUUUGUAGACGGUCGGUCAGCAGGCUGCUAGUGGUUGGCGGCGAUGCGGCAAGGCGGCAAGGCCGCUUGCCUUGCGGGCCCCCAACACACCGAAGACUCUGCGCCGCUGGGAGCUGGAAGGGGGCGGAAAGCGCGCGAGGCGGGGAGCGAAGAGAUUUCAAGGGGGGCGAUCCGAACGGAGCACGGAAGCCAGGAAGACUCCCAUCCCCGACGGUGCUUGCAGCGAAGGCGCGGCGACGAGGAGAUGCUAUCUCAGUGGCUUCCUGGCGAUCAAGCCCCUCUGCCUGCAGCGACCCCCCCACGCCGCUUUUCAGUUCUUGCCUGCAAGAAGGCUACCCCGAGGUGGCCGCAGCGGGGCGCGCCUCGGUUGACGGGUAAGCAACCUUACCCCGGGCCACCUUCUGCCAGGCUGCAAGCGCAAGAAGCAAUGCUGGCCACCACGCCC
Molecule: messenger RNA, 2645 nt
Organism: Effrenium voratum
Lineage: Eukaryota; Dinophyceae; Suessiales; Symbiodiniaceae
Source: the annotation of a GenBank genome assembly